UUACUUCUUCUAAAUAAACUAAGAUAUUUCUGGCCCCUUCUCUCUGCUUUUUCCUCUGCUUUUUUUCUCCCAUUCAUCAUUCUCUCUUUGGCUCAUUCUCCCAGAAAAACAUUCUCUUCAUCCGCCAUUAACGCUCGCCGCAUCACAAACUUGCAAUCCACACAUAAUCAACAACUUGCAGCAAUAUUUAUUUUGAUCUUCCAAUAGUCAAAGAGGUUGGAGGAUCAGAUCUAGGAUUAUUUUUGUUGUGUUGAAGUUAUGUCGUUUACAGGGACUCAACAGAAAUGCAAGGCUUGUGAAAAGACUGUUUACCCAGUUGAGCUUUUGUCAGCUGAUGGGAUUAGUUAUCACAAAUCUUGCUUCAAAUGUACCCAUUGUAAAGGAACUCUCAAGCUGAGCAGUUACUCCUCAAUGGAAGGUGUUCUGUAUUGCAAGCCUCAUUUUGAACAGCUCUACAAGGAGUCUGGCAACUUCAAUAAGAACUUUCAAUCUCCUGUGAAGUCAGCUGAGAAGUUAACUCCAAUGCUGACAAAAUCUCCAAGCAAAGCUGCCGGCAUGUUUUCUGGGACACAGGAAAAAUGUGCCACCUGCGGUAAAACAGCUUAUCCACUUGAGAAGGUGACAGUGGAGAACCAAAGUUAUCACAAGUCGUGUUUCAAGUGUUCUCAUGGUGGGUGCUCUUUAAAUCCUUCGAAUUAUGCUGCCCUCGAUGGGAUUUUGUACUGCAAACCUCAUUUUUCACAGCUUUUCAAGGAGAAAGGCAGCUACAAUCAUUUAAUCAAGUCUGCUUCAAUGAAGCGUCCAGCAGCAACUGUUCCAGAUUCUUAAACUGUAUCUCCGUCAACUAUUUUAUCCAGGGAGCUUGGUCUUUUAAUAUUUGUUUUCUUCUUCUUUUCCGUAUAUCUCCAAUUGGUGUGCCAUUUUGGUUUACUGUGUGAUCUGAUUUCCACAACUGUGAAAACUUAUCCUUUCGUUGUUGUUGUUCCUUUAACUUUCGGAUGUUAAAUGUUCCUGCUGUUUUAUCAUGACCUUUGGCGGGAAAGUUGUGCAGUUCUUACGAGUGUUGUUACAUGA
This is a messenger RNA of Solanum tuberosum (potato), 1074 nucleotides long. RefSeq names its product LIM domain-containing protein WLIM2b-like. The record is from RefSeq and is a predicted model, not a curated record. NCBI's taxonomy places the organism in Eukaryota, Viridiplantae, Streptophyta, Magnoliopsida, Solanales, Solanaceae. The transcript has 6 exons. The coding region runs from base 259 to 828 and encodes 189 amino acids.